This is a messenger RNA of Chaetomium fimeti, 1315 nucleotides long. Its product is annotated as snare associated Golgi protein-domain-containing protein. Lineage: Eukaryota; Fungi; Ascomycota; Sordariomycetes; Sordariales; Chaetomiaceae. Bases 51 to 1124 code for a protein of 357 amino acids. The transcript is spliced from 5 exons. The record is from RefSeq and is a predicted model, not a curated record.
UUCUCAAAUCCAUUUGAACCUGUGUCAACUGGUUCAUCCAUUUACAUACCAUGAGGGACAACGCACCGCUUGAAAAGAUGCCUCGGCAAAAGAGCCAGGAUAAGAACCAAAGGUUCCGCGAAUUGGACACGGACUACCAACCAGUGAACUGGAAGCGGUUGUUCCUGGCACCCAAGUACCUCGCAUGCUGGAUCAUCACGAUCAUCGCCAUUGUUUUGACUAUUCUCCUCACCGUUUACCAUGACCAAGUCGUCGAGCACCUUCGACCGUGGUCCGAGAAGGUCCGCGACCUCCCUGCCGGAUGGCUGAUCCCCAUCGCAAUCUUGAUCGUCCUCUCCUUCCCACCGCUCUUCGGUCACGAGAUAAUAGCCCUCCUCUGCGGCGUGGUAUACGGGUUGUGGAUCGGAUUCGGGGUUGUGGCAGCAGGAACCUUUUUCGGCGAGCUUGGCACCUGGUUUGCCUUCACCUACCUCUUCCGCCGCAAAGCCGAGAAACUCGAACGGACAAAUCUCAGCUACGGCGCCCUCGCCCGCCUGACCCGCGACGGCGGUUUCUGGAUCGUCCUCCUCAUCCGCUUCUCCGCCAUCCCCUCCCACUUCUCCACCGCCGUCUUCUCCACCUGCGGCGUCAACUUCUGGUUCUUCGCCAUCGCCACCCUCGUCACCCUGCCCAAGCAGAUCUUCCUCGUCUACCUGGGCGUGCUGCUGGUCGAGGAGCAGUCCGACAACCUGGCCAAGAACAUCGUCUUCGCCGUCGCCUUCGUCGCCACCAUCGCCAUGGCCGUCUACAUCUGGUGGAAGAUGCGCAAGAUCAAGCGCGUGCUGCUGGAGGAGCAGGCUGCGCGGCGCAAGGCGAAGGUGACGGGUGAGGAGGGGGUGGAUGGAGGAGAGGAAGGGCGGCAGUGGUUGAUGGAGGCGCCGGCUAGCCCGCCAGGCCCGUUUGGAGGGAGGGAGUAUGAGGUUGUGGGGCAGGAGGAGGCGGAUAUUGGGGUUGUUGCGCCCGGGAGGGUUGUGGCUGCAGGGGAGCCGUAUGGGCCACAUUACCGUUCUGACUUUGGGUAUCACGGCGCGGCUGGGGGGAGGGAUAUGGGGAAGGAGCCUGUCAGGGAACAGGCGUGGGUAUAGUUGGGAUGGAUAAUAGACAACAAGCCGUAUGUGAUGCAUCUGGCAUGCUACCACGGGGGCAAUGGAAUCGGCUGACUAGACGGCUGGCGCAAGCGUUGAUGAUUAGGGAUCGCGGGAUCUGGCAUUAUCUGUACAACAGGGGCCCAGAACCCCUCCUCAUUCUUUCCUCUCCACGUCCUUAUAAUGCUGCG